Messenger RNA from Penicillium waksmanii, 1620 nucleotides. Its product is annotated as sugar porter family MFS transporter. The record is from RefSeq and is a predicted model, not a curated record. Gene Ontology annotation, cellular component: membrane. Gene Ontology annotation, biological process: transmembrane transport; carbohydrate transport. Gene Ontology annotation, molecular function: carbohydrate:proton symporter activity. Bases 1 to 1620 code for a protein of 539 amino acids. The transcript is spliced from 3 exons. NCBI's taxonomy places the organism in Eukaryota, Fungi, Ascomycota, Eurotiomycetes, Eurotiales, Aspergillaceae.
AUGGGUUAUACGAUUGGAAACAUCUACGUCAUCACCACGGUGGCCGUCAUCGGCGGUGCACUGUUCGGUUUCGAUAUCGCUUCGAUGUCAGCCAUUCUUGGCACCCAGCAGUACAGAUGUUUCUUCAACCAGACCGGCGUCAAUGACAAGAACGAAUGCGGUGGUCCUACCUCGAGCACCCAGGGUGGCAUCUCUGCUGCCAUGCCUGGUGGAUCGUUUAUUGGUGCCCUAAUCUCCGGAAUUCUGACAGACUGGCUCGGUCGCAAGACUUCUAUUCAAAUCGGUUCGGUCAUCUGGUGUAUUGGCUCCGCUAUCUCAUGCGCCUCUUUCAGCAUUGGCCAGCUUGUCGUUGGUCGCUUCAUCAACGGCCUAUCCGUCGGUAUUCUGAGUGCCCAGGUUCCAGUUUAUGUCGCCGAGUUGGCACAGCCCAGCAAGCGAGGUACUGUUGUCGGUGCUCAACAAUGGGCCAUUACAUGGGGCAUCCUGAUCAUGUUUUAUAUCUCCUACGGAAGUAGCUUCCUUGAUGGUCCCUCUGCCUGGCGUCUACCCUGGGGACUACAGAUGAUCCCUGCCGUGUUCCUCUUCUUCAUGGUUUUUAUCAUGCCCGAGUCACCCCGCUGGCUGGCAAAGCAUGACCGCUGGGAGGAGGCCCAUGAGGUGCUGGCUCUGGUUCACGCCAAGGGUGACCACAAUGACGCUUUCGUUCAAACCGAACUACAGGAAAUUCGUGACAUGGUCGAAUUUGAGCGUCAGAACGCCGAUGCUUCGUAUUUGGAUCUCUUCAAACCGAACAUGAUCUAUCGCACACACAUCGGCAUGUUCACUCAAAUCUGGUCUCAGCUCACUGGCAUGAACGUCAUGAUGCUCUAUAUCACAUACGUGUUUGGCAUGGCCGGCCUCUCGGGAAAUGCCAACCUGGUUGCCUCCUCUAUCCAAUAUGUGAUAAAUGUUGUUAUGACCAUAUUCGCUCUGGUAUUUAUUGAUAGAUGGGGCCGUCGGGUUCCCCUCCUCGUUGGAUCAACUUUGAUGAUGACUUGGAUGUUUGCAAAUGCCGGUAUUAUGGCAUCAUAUGGCAAGCCAGCUCCUCCUGGUGGCCUGAACAAUACGGCUGAGCAAUCCUGGGAUUUAUCUGAUGCUCCAGGUGCAGCCAAAGGAGUCAUCGCCUGUACCUAUCUGUUUGUUGCAAGCUUUGCGCCUACAUGGGGUCCCGUGAGUUGGAUCUACCCACCAGAGCUCUACCCCUUGAGACUACGUGGUAAAGCCGUGGCGGUUUCGACAGCGUCCAAUUGGAUAUUCAACUUCGCCUUGUCGUACUUCGUUCCACCGGCCUUUGAGAACAUCAAAUGGAAGGUAUACCUUGUCUUCGGAGUCUUCUGCUUUGCGAUGACUGUUCAUGUAUUCUUCGCCUUUCCCGAGACCGCGGGAAAAACCCUCGAGGAUGUGGAUACUAUGUUCAAUACCCCGGGACUUAAGGCUUGGAAGACCAAAGUCGAAUUCCAGCACGUUCGGAAGCUUGAGACAGGUGCUAUCCAGUCAGAGAAAUUGGCGGCACUGCACGAAGAAAGGGUGGGGUCCGUGGAUAAGGAAGCAGCAGCGCCAGUGUCUAAGACGGAGGUCUAA